UUUGUUCUAGAGCCCCGGGCUUGGCCAGUUCUUCUAUCUCAUGGCUGGGGCUGGUACUGCAUCCCCCACGAGGCCUAUUUCCCGCGAGGCAUAAGAGGAGGAGCCACAGCUGUGCGCGCUUCCCCUCCACCUGGGAGCCCCCGCUGAAGUAAAAACUUUUGAGAUUGCCCUCCCUCUUUCCCUCGGGGUGCCCCCAGCUCCGCCCUGCUGUCCCGCUCCGCCCUAUCCCAUUCAGCCUUUCUCUCCUCGCUCUGGGGUCCCAGCUCACUUCGCUCAGGGGCUUGCGGAGAACUGGACUUGGCAGCGACCAGGAUCUCGAAGAAAGAUUGACGGAACCCAGACUGAAGUUCAAACUGCCGAGAGGCGUGCCGGGGCCGGACGGGGAGGCGAGAACUAGAGGAAAGGGCUAGAGAGAUAGAGAGAAAGGAGCGGAUUUGGGGAGGAGGGCGGGUACCAGAGAAUGAGAAAGAGAUCUUUGGGGAGGCAGCGAAGGCGGGUCCGGGGCUCUCCUGGCUGAGAGAGAGGGGAAAAAGGAGAAAAGUCAGGAAAGAAAAGCGGCGGGGACCCCUAGUUCAGCCAACACUCAAAGCUUCUCAAGAGUUGUUCAGGGCGCCCAGCAGUGCCGGGCUAGGCUCCGGCUGUGAAGAAGGACCCCCUAAACUUCACAGCUGGACCCAAGUCUUUAAGGGGGAGGGGCCUUGAUCUAUUCUCUACUGCUCGGAUUUUCAGGCUAGGGAAGCAGCCCCCUCAACUCCCUCCGGGCACAGAAUUCGGUAGUUUCUCCCUCUUUUCUACAGACUUACUCUAGUGGAGAAAAGUCAAAGAAAGUAAUUUUGGAGUCAAUUUCCUUUCUCUUAAGCGGCGAGGGAGCGCCUGGGGGGCGCGGUGAUCCGGUAGCCUAAAGCUCCUGGCGGCCGUGACCUUGGCCCUGCUUCAGAAGCUGAGCCGCCGCUGGCCUGGGGGCAGCAUGGCGGUGUCAGCUCUUACCGGCUUCUCUCUGGUCAGCCUCCUCAGCUUCGGCUACCUUUCAUGGGACUGGGUCAAGCCGGGCCACCAGGCUGAUGGGCCUCGGGCCUCUGGGGACAAGCCUCCCCCGUCUCCCUCGCAGUCCGUGUCUUCAUCUCCGCCUCAUAUCAUCUUCAUCCUCACUGAUGACCAGGGCUACCACGAUGUGGGCUACCACGGCUCAGACAUCCAGACCCCGACCUUGGACCGACUAGCCGCCGAGGGCGUAAAGCUAGAGAACUAUUACAUUCAGCCCAUCUGUACCCCUUCUCGAAGUCAGCUCCUCACUGGCAGGUACCAGAUCCACACAGGACUGCAGCACUCAAUCAUCCGUCCUCGUCAGCCCAGCUGCCUGCCCCUCGAUCAGGUGACACUGCCACAAAAACUGCAGGAGGUGGGUUACUCCACUCACAUGGUGGGCAAGUGGCAUUUAGGCUUCUAUAAGAAGGCAUGUCUACCCACACGGCGUGGCUUUGAUACCUUCUUGGGCUCGCUGACGGGCAACGUGGACUAUUACACAUAUGACAACUGUGAUGGACCUGGCGUGUGUGGCUAUGACCUUCAUGAGGGUGAGAAUGUGGCAUGGGAGCAGAGUGGCCAGUACUCAACCCUGCUGUAUGCCCAGCGUGCCAGCCAAAUCCUGGCUAGUCACAGUCCCCACCAGCCCCUAUUCCUCUAUGUAGCCUUCCAGGCUGUGCACACGCCAUUGCAGUCCCCCCGUGAGUACCUGUACCGUUACCGUACCAUGGGUAAUGUAGCUCGGCGCAAAUAUGCUGCCAUGGUGACGUGUAUGGAUGAGGCCGUGCGCAAUAUCACCUGGGCCCUGAAACGUUAUGGCUACUAUGACAAUAGCGUCAUUAUCUUCUCUACUGAUAAUGGUGGCCAGACCUUCUCUGGAGGAAGCAACUGGCCCCUGCGGGGCCGCAAGGGCACCUAUUGGGAGGGUGGUGUGCGCGGCAUCGGCUUUGUUCAUAGCCCCCUGCUCAAGAGAAAGAGAAGGACUAGCCGGGCGCUGGUGCAUAUCACGGACUGGUACCCUACACUGGUGACGCUGGCUGGGGGCAGCGUGUCAGAGGCAGAGGGGCUGGAUGGCUACAAUGUAUGGCCGGCCAUUAGUGAGGGUCAGGUUUCCCCUCGCAUGGAGAUCCUCCACAACAUUGAUCCUCUCUACAACCAUGCCAAGCAUGGUUCCCUCGAAGGUGGUUUUGGCAUUUGGAAUACUGCUGUUCAAGCUUCGAUUCGAGUUGGUGAAUGGAAGCUGCUGACGGGGGACCCUGGCUACAGUGACUGGAUCCCCCCGCAGACUCUUGCCAACUUCCCUGGCAGCUGGUGGAACCUGGAGCGGUUGGCAGAUGGCACCCGUCAGUCUGUGUGGCUCUUCAACAUUAGCGCUGACCCUUACGAACGUGAGGAUCUGGCAGCCCAAAGACCGGAUGUGGUCCGUUCCUUGUUGGCCCGGCUGGUAUAUUACAACCGGACAGCCAUCCCUGUGCGCUACCCUGCUGAGAAUCCCCGAGCCCACCCUGAUUUCAAUGGGGGUGCCUGGGGCCCAUGGGUUAGUGAAGAGGAGGAGGAAGAGGAAGAGGAGGAGGAAGAGGAAGAGGCCAGGGAAGGGAGAGGCCGGGGUUCUCGCCGGGGCAGAAAGAAGUGCAAAAUCUGUAAGCUUCGUUCUUUCUUCCGUAAGCUCAACACCAGGCUGAUGUCCAACCGCAUCUGACUUGGGGCAGGCUCGGGUGGGGUCUCUAAUUCCAGCUCUUCUACUAGGGCUUCUUCUGGCUGGUAUCCAUUCAUGACUGGGAAAUCCUUAGAGAAGAGACUGGCGGUUAUCUGACCACCUGCAUUCUCUUAGAGAAAAAUGGAAGCUUGCUCGGCUGGUUUGGGGUUAGGGGAGGGUAUGCUGUACCCUGAAAGUGAACUGGAGACAGCCCAUGAAGGGGAAUAUCCCUUAGGCUCAGGGCUGGGAUGACACAACCUGAUUGGUGGUGAUACUUCCCAAUUUGUUCAAUUUCCUAACAGUGCUUUUGGAGCUCAGCAGCAGAGAUUGAGGGCUAAGUGUGUGGGUUCAGGACCUGCCUUCGAGCCAUUUAGAGCCCUCCUGGUACCACCCUAGCUUACUUGGAGGGAGAAUUGAGGGUUUUCCUCUGUGCCCAUUUCCCUGGCCCCACCCGAAUGAAGGUUUCCCCUCAGCUUUUGCUGAUGAGAGCAAGGUUGGUGCCAAGAGAGGGCGUGAAGGAGCAGGGAGAACAUGGAGCACGUGGCCAUGCCUAGGUAGGUGAAUGACCACUGGGCUUGCUACAGGAGGUCUCGUAUAUGGAGAGGGAAGUUGUAUUUGGUGGCCUCUACCAUCUCUAUCAUCUUUUAAGAAUCUAUGAGUCUAAGAUUUGGGAGCUUCCUUCAUCCAGCAAAUGAAGUGCUGGUGGCAGCAGUGGUAGCGAGUGACUGGCAUGGGCAAACUUGCAGGUCAAUUAGCAUUUAUUAAGUACCUACUGUGUACUAGGCACCUGGCUAAGUGAAUGAUUAGGAACACAUGAGCACAAAUACAGGUUGGAUCAUUGUGUACGUGAGUGUAAAUAUGGCCAGGUGUAUUCACUGAUACUUCCCGAUACACAUAUGUGUCACACACAUCUGUUUGGUGUCUGGCUGGGGAUGGGGGGGGGGUCUGGGAGUGGAGGUGGGAGAGAGUAUGUGUAUGCAUGCAUGCAGGUGUGAACAUAUGUGUGCACAUCCACACGUGUACUCACACACACCCUGAGGUGCGGGCAUGAGGGGCGUGGGGGUUAAGAGCCUCUAAUGUACAGUGCGUUUUCAUUCUGCACAGCCUGUUCUGUGUUUCUCCCUCUAGGUUCCAGUCGGUGCUGCAUGUGUAGGCGAUGGCUCUGCUGUGAAUUUUGAAAAUAGUUAUUUUUGUCUCUGGCAAAUGAGGCCUGUUAGGACUUGUCAGCUCAGGGAUGAGCUGCAGGGGGUGGGGGGGGAGGGGUUUUGCUGUCACAAAAUCGCAUUCAUUUAGAGCUGGCCACCAAAGGAUUUGACACAGGUUAAGGGCCAGGGGCCGAGGGAAAUAGAGGGCAGCCAGGAGAGGCCUAAGGAGGAUGGGGAGAGAGCCAGAGGGGCCCCUCCUCUUCCCUCCCCCUUUCCAUCUCCCUUCCCCCUAAAGUGAAGCCUUAGAUUGGCUUUGCCCCAGGGCUAGAGGAUGAGCUGAAGGAUUUGGAUCUAAGAGGAUUUUUUUUUCACCUGGGGCAAAGACAGGUAUUUUUUAGGGGUUGCUGUGUCCAACUGUGGCACCAUGGGUACAGUCUCUGGAGGUGGGAAGGCUCUCCUGGGGGACUGGGGAGGAGCCCCAUGAUUAUGGCAUCCUGAGAGUGGCCGCUUGUGGCUCCAGGAGGGAGGGGGUCACUCUAGGGAGUCAGGGCUUCUUAUUGAAAUGAUGGUUCUGUUUAGAGCAGCCCCACCAGGGCUCCUAACUGCUCUGGCCUGCUCUGGCCAGCUUGUCUUUUCCUGAAACCUCACUGGUUCAUCCUGAACUUGCUAAGCUUGUCACAAUGUUGUUAAUGUCCCUUGGAAGGGCACAGGCUCAAUAAAACCUGGAUGACCAACCCUUUUCUUCUGUUCUUGCAGUCUGCUCCCCCUGUUCUCUUUAAUAAUGUCCCCCUCCUUGCCCUCAGGAAGAGUGAGUGGCAUCAGUAUUGUCCUAAUGGCCACUGUUACCUACCUCUGAUCCUAUGGAAAGAGUCCAAAACCAUGGAGCACCUGCCACAUGUAAAUCAUUAAAUUAUGUAUGUCCUGGGGACAUGGAAGCAGGGAAAAAAGAGGCCUUGCCCAGUCCCUCAAGGAUGUUGCGUUGGACUGGACAACUGAGAAUUACCUUGAGAGGAGGGAACCGUUUCUCUCUCCCUUCUUCCCUCCACUCCUACUCUGAAACCCAGUGUGUGGGAGACAGGAAUACACAGUGAAAUAGGGCUUUUCUUUGGGGAGUCAGGAGGUCUAUGCCUUGCCCUGUCCUGCCCUGCCCUUGCCUCGGGGUGACCUUGGGCACCCUGCUUCCCUUUCUAGAAUUCCUUUCCUCAUCUGUAAAAUGAAGGAGUGGAAUAGAAAUGAUCUCUAAGGGCCCUAUCUAGCCCUGCCAUUCUUAGCAGCCAGAUCCCCCUGGACCCAAAUCUGACUGACUUUAGAGGUGAGUGACUCCAGUCAGCCCCCUCAGAAGAAGCAGAUCUGCUGGGACACUAGACUCAGGGUCAAGAAGAACUGAAUUCCAACCCUACCUCUAACGCUUAACAAUGUGACUAUGGAUGAGCCAUUCAAAUUCACUGAGGCUCAGUUUCCUUCUUUGUAAAUGAGAUGAAAAAUACCUGUAGUACUACCUCGCAGGAUUGUUGUAUGGCUCAAAUGAAAUGUGUUUGGAAAGCUCAAAUAAAUGUCACAAGUUAUCAUUUUCUCAACUGUCCCCUGUCCCCAGGGCAGGAUAGAUGACCCUUUGGUUCACCAGGGAGGUCCAUCCUGGCAUGUCUUCUGGGGCUGCACAGAGGUUUCUUCCUGGCACUCUUAUGGUUCGUGUUGGCCACUGGGUGGCAGUGAGUCCUUGAAAUAGCUUCUCCAGCCAUGAGAGGGCACAGAGGUCAAAGAGAUGGCCACAUCCUUAGCUGGGUUCUAACCCUUUAAAUUAAACUAUUUCCCACUAAUCCACCAAUUCAACUUCUGCAAGUACAAUCUAAGGAGAUGGAACCUCAGUGUGUUUGAAGGGAGCUUGGUUUUCUGUGAGCUUCUUGAGGACAGGAAUUGUCUUUUGUCUCUUUUUGUACCCCCAGUGCUUAGCACAGUGCCUGGCACAUAAUAGCUGCUGAAUAAAUAUUUACUCUAUUGAU
This is a messenger RNA of Monodelphis domestica (gray short-tailed opossum), 5864 nucleotides long. RefSeq names its product arylsulfatase family member I (gene ARSI). Gene Ontology annotation, molecular function: sulfuric ester hydrolase activity. NCBI's taxonomy places the organism in Eukaryota, Metazoa, Chordata, Mammalia, Didelphimorphia, Didelphidae. The record is from RefSeq and is a predicted model, not a curated record.